Molecule: messenger RNA, 4668 nt
Organism: Manis pentadactyla (Chinese pangolin)
Lineage: Eukaryota; Metazoa; Chordata; Mammalia; Pholidota; Manidae
Gene: BICD2
Product: BICD cargo adaptor 2
Exons: 8
Coding region: 104-2818 (904 amino acids)
Biological process (GO): protein localization to organelle; regulation of microtubule cytoskeleton organization; microtubule anchoring at microtubule organizing center
Cellular component (GO): cytosol; Golgi apparatus
Molecular function (GO): cytoskeletal adaptor activity; dynein complex binding; dynactin binding
Source: RefSeq, a predicted model, not a curated record
GCUGCGCGGCGGCGGCCGGGCGCCGUCGGGCUGGGCGGCGGCGGCGGCGAACGAAGCCUGGCCUGAACCUCGCUUGGAGCGGCGCGAGCCGGCCGCGGCUACCAUGUCGGCUCCGUCUGAGGAGGAGGAGUACGCGCGGCUGGUGAUGGAGGCGCAGCCCGAGUGGCUGCGUGCCGAGGUGAAGCGGCUGUCGCACGAGCUGGCCGAGACCACGCGCGAGAAGAUCCAGGCGGCUGAGUACGGGCUGGCGGUGCUGGAGGAGAAACACCAGCUUAAGCUGCAGUUCGAGGAGCUCGAGGUGGACUACGAGGCGAUCCGCGGAGAGAUGGAGCAGCUCAAGGAGGCCUUUGGACAGGCGCACACGAACCACAAGAAGGUGGCGGCGGACGGCGAGAGCCGGGAGGAGAGCCUGAUCCAAGAAUCGGCGUCUAAGGAGCAGUACUACGUGGGCAAGGUGCUGGAGCUGCAGGCCGAGCUGAGGCAGCUGCGCAACGCACUGGCCAACGCGCAGUCUGAGAGCGAGCGCCUGGCCUCCGUGGCGCAGGAGCUCAAGGAGAUCAACCAGAACGUGGAGGUUCAGCGGGGCCGCCUGAGGGAUGACAUCAAGGAGUACAAGUUCCGGGAGGCACGCCUGCUACAGGAUUACUCGGAGCUAGAGGAGGAGAACAUUGGCCUGCAGAAGCAGGUGUCCCUGCUCAGGCAGAACCAGGUGGAGUUUGAGGGCCUCAAGCAUGAAAUAAAACGACUGGAGGAGGAGGCUGAGUACCUCAACAGCCAGCUGGAAGAUGCCAUCCGGCUCAAGGAGAUCUCGGAGCGGCAGCUGGAGGAGGCACUGGAGACCGUGAAGACUGAGCGGGAGCAGAAAGCAAGCCUGCGCAAGGAGCUGUCCAACUACAUGAGCAUCAAUGACUCACUCUACACCAGCCACCUGCACGUCUCCCUUGACGGCCUCAAGCUCGGCGACGACGCAGAGGCCCUGGCCAAUGGCUUUGAGCAUGGCGGCUUGGCCAAGCUCCCACUAGAUAACACGACCUCCACACCCACUAAGGAUGGCCUCACUCCCCCCUCACCCAGCCUCGUGUCUGACCUCCUCAGCGAGCUGAACAUUUCUGAGAUCCAGAAGCUGAAGCAGCAGCUAAUGCAGGUGGAGCGCGAAAAGGUGGGUCUGCUCGCGACACUGCAGGACACACAGAAGCAGCUGGAGCAGGCACAGGGGUCCCUGUCAGAGCAGCACGAGGAAGUGAGCCGCCUCACUGAGAACCUGAGUGCUCUGCGGCGCCUGCAGGCUAGCAAGGAGCGGCGGGCAGCCCUGGACAGCGAGAAGGAGCUCGACAGCCACGAGGAUGGUGACUACUAUGAGGUGGACAUCGACGGGCCUGAGAUCCUGGCCUGCAAGUACCGUGUGGCCCUGGCAGAGGUUGGCGAGCUCCGGGAGCAGCUGAAGGCCCUACACAGCGCACAUGAGGCUGGCGAGGCCCAGCAUGCAGAGGAGAAGGGCCAGCUCGAGGCCGAAAACCGAGCACUCACCGAGAAGGUCGCCCUGCUGGAGAAGGCUAGUCGCCAGGACCGGGAGCUGCUGACCCGGCUGCAGAUAGAGCUGAAGAAGGUGAGUGACAUCGCAGGUGAGACCCAAGGCAGCCUGAGCGUGGCCCAGGAUGAGCUGGUGACCUUCAGCGAGGAGCUGGCCAACCUUUACCACCACGUGUGCAUGUGCAACAACGAGACACCUACCCGCGUCAUGCUGGACUACUACCGCGAGGGCCCAGCUGGCGCCGGCCACAGCAGCCCUGAGGCCCGCGGGUGCCACUCACCUGUGCUGCCCAAGGGGCUGCCGGCUGCAGAGGGCGGAACCGGGGACAGCAGCUCCUCACCCAGCUCCACGCUGCCUUCGCCCCUGAGUGAUCCGCGGCGGGAGCCCAUGAACAUCUACAACCUUAUAGCCAUCAUCCGCGACCAGAUCCGGCACCUACAGGCAGCCGUGGACCGCAGCACGGAGCUGUCGCGGCAGCGCCUGGCCUCUCAGGAGCUGGGCCCCGCCGUGGACAAGGACCGGGAGGCGCUCAUGGAGGAGAUCCUCAAGCUGAAGUCUCUGCUCAGCACUAAGAGGGAGCAGAUCACCACACUGCGCACAGUGCUGAAGGCCAACAAGCAGACGGCCGAGGUGGCCCUCGCCAACCUGAAGAGCAAGUACGAGAACGAGAAGGCCAUGGUGACCGAGACGAUGAUGAAGCUGCGCAACGAGCUCAAGGCCCUCAAGGAGGACGCGGCCACCUUCUCCUCACUGCGCGCCAUGUUCGCCACCAGGUGUGAUGAGUACAUCACACAGCUGGAUGAGAUGCAGCGACAGCUGGCAGCGGCUGAGGACGAGAAGAAGACACUCAACUCGCUGCUGCGCAUGGCCAUUCAGCAGAAGCUGGCGCUGACACAGCGGCUGGAGCUGCUCGAGCUGGACCAUGAGCAGACCCGGCGGGGCCGCGCCAAGGCCACCCCCAAGGCCAAGCCCAGCACCCCGAGUGAAAGUCAGAAACAAUUUGCCUUCAUGUGGGAAGGACAGCAAUGGACUUUCACCAUCCUUCCACAGGGAUACCUCCACAGCCCCACCAUCUGUCAUAGACUUGCAGCCCAGGACUUGGCUACAUGGGAGAAACUGCCAACGGUGCAUCUGUACCAUUAUAUUAGUGAUGUCAUGCUCAAGUCCUAUUCUCUUUCAGAUCUAGAAGGUGUAACAUCUACAGGAGAAUGGAUGGGCUGUGAACAGCACCAAGGUUCAGGGACCUGGUUUGUCUGGCAAAUUCUUGGGGGUCGUCUGGUUAGGUAAGACCAAAGUUAUACCAAAAGCAGUUACAGACAAAGUCCAGGCCUUUCCUACCCCUACAACUGUGGCAUUGUUGCAGGAGUUUUGGGGUCUUCUAGUCUAUUGGAGAGUGUUCAUCCUACACUUGGCACAAAUUCUGAAGCCCUUAUACCGUUUGAUAUGAAAGGGCAUGACUGGGGUAAAACACAUACAUCUGCCUUUACUGCUGCAAAAUGGGCAGUCAAGGCCAUGCAGGCCUUAAGUGUGAUAGACCCAUCAAGGCCCUGUGAGCUGGAUAUCCAUGUGACCAAAGAUUAUGGCUGGGGUCUCUGGCAGCAGCUUGAACGAACUUGCCAACCUAUUGGAUUCUGGUCACAACUCUGGAAACAAGCAGAGGUACAAUACACCUUGAGAGAAAAACAAUUGGCUGCUGUGUAUCACUCUUUGCUGGCUACAGAACCCAUCCCUGGAACAGCUCCAAUAAAGGUAAUAACCACCUAUUCCAUCAUGGGGUGGGUACGAGACUGGACCCAAAAGCCACAGGGUGGUGUGGCACAGAUUCCUACACUGGCCAAAUGGGUUGCAUACCUACAGCAAGGUAGUGCUCUCUAGUAUCCCCUUGAAUGAGGAACCCCAACACUUACUGGGGCCAGUGACAUAUAACAGCGAAAGGUAGGAAGAAUUUACUUAAGAGCCACUAGUAGCAGAGAGCCCUUAUCAAGAAGGAAGAGCCCCUAUACCUGAAGAUGCUUGGUACACAGAUGGCUCCAGCCAUGGGCAGCCCCCAAAGGGGAGGGCCAUAGCAUUUCCUAAGACUGAGACAUAUGGAUAGAGGCCAGAGAGGGAAAGAGCAGCCAAUGGGCUGAGUUGCAGGCAGUAUGGCUUGUGAUCAGCCAGGAGCUUUCCCCUAUAGUUGUGUGCACUGACAGCUGGAAUGUCUAACGGGUCUUGACCCUGUGGCUACUGACAUGGUAUCAUGCCAACUGGUUGCUUGGUCACUGACCCUUUUGGGGACAAGAGUUGUGGCAAGACCUAUGGGCCUGUUGUCAGAUUAAAACAGUUGCAGUAUAUCAUGUGACAGGUCAUUUGCCCCUGGCACCGCCAGGAAAUGAUGAAGCAGACACACUGGCCCAGGUACAUUGGCUAUAAGGAAAGCCUACCUCUGAUGUGGCCCAACUGUUAUAUCAAAAUUUGUUGCAUGUGGGACAGAAGACAAUGGGGGCUGUAGCCCAUCGGUAACGCCUGACUUGACCUUUGAAGAAGUGAGGAGAGUCCAGCAGGGAGUGUAUUGUAAGCUCUAAAAGUGAUUUACACUGACUCCCACAGCAACCUGGAAUGAGAGCUAAGGGGCCGAUACUCCUCGUCAGGUGGCAGAUAGACUAUAUUAGGCCUGUACCCAUGUCAGUAGGGCACCAGUAAGCUAUGACUUGUGUAGACACAGCUACUGGAGUUCUGAUUACUUUUCCUGUGCAUUGUAUAGACUAGUGGACAAAUAAAAGAAGUCUGGAGCAUCUCUUUGCUGCUUAUGGCUGGCUGUAGGUAAUUGUGAGUGAUCAAGAGACCCACUUUACUGGACAUGCACUACAAGAAUGGGUGCAACAAUUAGGGAUAAAAUGGAAGUUCAUGUACCAUAUAAUCCUACCAGGGCAGGCAUGGUAGAGAGGUACAAUGGUUUGUUAAAAUCUGGCCUAAAGUCAGACACCAAUAGUCUAUGGGGCUGGGCAUUCUGCUUAUGGACAGUGCUAUGGUGUCUGAAUGAGAAGCCUUGGAAGAUGGCAUUGAGCCCUGUAGACAACAAACAUUGCUGCCUCCCCUAUACAACUGCAAAUACAAAAUGAUGAGUCAUUGAAGCUGAGGUUUGGCCAUGAGAAUAA